This is a messenger RNA of Pelmatolapia mariae (spotted tilapia), 3499 nucleotides long. It is a transcript of the gene cap2, whose product is annotated as cyclase associated actin cytoskeleton regulatory protein 2. Gene Ontology annotation, molecular function: adenylate cyclase binding; actin binding. The transcript has 13 exons. NCBI's taxonomy places the organism in Eukaryota, Metazoa, Chordata, Actinopteri, Cichliformes, Cichlidae. Gene Ontology annotation, biological process: actin filament organization; cell morphogenesis; cytoskeleton organization. Bases 285 to 1709 code for a protein of 474 amino acids. Gene Ontology annotation, cellular component: cytoplasm. The record is from RefSeq and is a predicted model, not a curated record.
GGCUGCCAUGUUGUCUGCGAGGCAAACGUCUCUCCCCCAGAGCAGGGAGGCACUGAGUCACGGUCCUGGUCUCUGCAGCUGUGCGGCUCUCAGGUUCAACGUGUUGCUUAAUUAGGACAUCCCGGAAGAGGAGCCGGUGCCGCGCGCAGCUGAGUGACGGGGCAGGGGAGCAGGAGGGGACCGCAAGACAGCAGCGAACUGCCACGAAUCCGUCCCGGCGUAAUCACACCCCUAAAGAUCCGGACAGAAAUUUACCGCGGACCAGAACAGGGAGGUUUGUCUCCAUGGAAGGAUUAAUGCAGCGCCUGGAGCGAGCUGUGACUCGCCUCGAGCAGAUGUCAGCGCAGGCGUCCAGCGGGAUGGCCAACGGGGACUGUGUCAACGGCAUCGAUGGAGGUCUGUCUCAGUGCGUGGAGGCCUUCGACGUGCUGAUGAGUGGCCCGGUGUCAGACUACCUGAACAACAGCCGCGCCAUAGGGAGCGAGGUGGAGAAGCAUGCAGAGAUGGUGAUGAACGCCUUACAGACUCAGAGAGCUUUCGUCAAGAUGGCUGCCACACACCAGGAACCAGCGCAGACAGAGCUCCAGGACCUCUUGAAGCCGAUUUCAGAUCACAUCCAGGAGAUUCAGAGCUUCAGAGAAAGAAACCGUGGCAGCAGCCUCUUCAACCACCUUUCAGCCGUCAGCGAGAGCAUCCCCGCUCUGGGCUGGGUGGCCGUGAGUCAGAAGCCUGGUCCAUAUGUAAAGGAGAUGAACGACGCUGCCACCUUCUACACCAACAGAGUGCUUAAGGACUACAAGGAAACAGACAGACGCCAUGUGGACUGGGUGCGCUCCUACCUGUUGAUCUGGACUGAGAUGCAGGCGUUCAUCAAACAGCAUCACACGACAGGUCUGGUGUGGAGCAAGAGUGGCCCCAUUGCUCCUGCUUCUCUCUUUGAUUCGCCUACAGCCCCGAGUGCACCCUGUCCACCUCCACCGCCUCCUCCACCCCCCGGCCCUCCUCCGGUGUUCACCGAUGACAACGCCAAGCCUCAGGCAGACGCUGCCGCAGCCCAGCACUCCGCGCUAUUUGCCCAACUCAACCAGGGCAUGGACAUCACUAAAGGUCUGAAGCAUGUGUCAGAUGACCAGAAGACCCACAAGAACCCCAAUCUGCGUUCUCAACAACCAACAACAGCCAAAGGCAAGAACGCAGGGCCUGUGGCUUCACCCACUACACCUGCCCAGAAAAGACCCCCACUGCUGGAGCUGGAGGGGAAGAAAUGGAGGGUGGAAAACUUUGAGCAGAAGCACGACCUGGUGAUCGAGGAGACGGAGCUUAAACAGGUGGCGUACGUCUUCAGUUGUAAUAACUCCACCCUGCAGAUUAAGGGCAAAAUAAACUCCAUCAUCAUCGACAACUGUAAGAAGCUGGGUGUGGUUUUUGAGAACGUUGUUGGGAUCGUGGAGAUCAUUAACUGCAAAUCGAUUCAGUUACAGGUUUUGGGAACAGUUCCCACCAUUUCCAUCAACAAGACCGAGGGCUGCCAGGUCUACCUGAGUAAGGACUCCGUCAGCUGUGACAUUGUCAGUGCCAAGAGCUCUGAGAUGAACAUCAUGAUACCUGAAGGAGAGGACGAUUACAGGGAGUUCCCAGUGCCGGAGCAGUUCAAGACUGUGUGGGAUGGAUCCAAACUGGUGACAGAACCCACGGAGAUCGCAGGCUGACUUUGUCGUCCAUACGCACACAAAUAUAUUUCCGUCCUCCUGAUGUUAUCCCUCAGACAUACAGUGCUAUGAAAAGUACUUUCCCCCUUCACAACUUUUUUUGUAUAGUUGUCACACGUUUUUAGAUAAUGAAACUUUAAUCAAGUUUUAAAAUUAGAUAUAUUGUUCUCUGCUGACCAAACAGAACACAAAGGCUCAUCUCACAUAUGCCAAAAAACAUCCUGAUGGCCCCUAAGACUUUUGAGCAAAUAUUCUGUGGACUGACGGGACAAAAGCUGAACUUUCUAGAAAGAUUGAGCCACUUAAUUAUCUGGCGUCAAACUAACACAGCAUUUCAUAAAAAGAAGAUCAUACCAAAAAUAAAACGCGGUGGCAGUAGUGUGAAUGUCGGUGGUUGCUUUGCAACUUCAGGACCUGAAUGACUUCUGGGCGACUCUGCUCUCUACCAGAAAAUGCUGACGGAGAAUCUUCGGCCAUCAACGGUGCUCAGGAAACUCAAGGACAUUUGGCUUAGUCAGUAGGACAAUGAUCCAAAAUACACCAGGAAGUCCACCUCUGAAUGGCUCAAAAACCAAAAACAAAUUGAAGGUUUUGGAGUAGUCCAGUCAAAGUCUGGACUUAAAUCAGACUGAGAUGCUGUGGCAUGACCUUUAACACAUUGGAGAGGUUUCCGACCAUGCCGGAAACCUCUCCAAUGUGGCUGAAUUAAAACAAUUCUGCAAAGAUGAGUUGGCCAAAAUCCCUCCACAAUGAUAUGAAACACUCAUUGCCAGUUAUCGCAGUUCUUGCUAUCAAGGGUGGCACAACCAGUUAUUAGGUUUAAGGGGCAAUUACUUUUUCAUACAGGUAGUUUUGGGCAGGUUUUUUUCCUUUGAUUAAAAAAAAAAAAAUCAUGGUCAUCAUCAUUUAAAAACUGCAUUUUUAUUUACUCAGUUAAAGUUUAUUUGCUGAUCUUAAACACAUAAAUGUGAGAAAUAUGAAAAAAAAAAUCAAGAAGGGGGCAAAUACUUUUUCAUAGCGCUGUAGGAAAAGUUUUCUAAUAGGCACGUAGAUUAACUUUUAGUCCACUUGCUGUUGCUGUAUUUGUGACUUCAUAAGAGGUUUCUCCAGCACUUCUGCAGCUGUUGUCUGUAAUGAAUCUGUCAGUAUAACACAAUCUCCCACUAGUUGCUCAGGUUUAGGUGUCACAAACCAGAGCACACUUACAUUUCUGUGCCAAAACAACACAGGCAUUUAUGUGAGAAAGUGUAACUGCUAAAAAAUAAUAUUUUAAAGGUAUUCUCAUCAUUAGAUCCGUUUCCUUAAAAUAUAGAUUUUAAAUGUUCCGAGAUGACCACUAAUAAGACAGUACUCCACUUACACCUACUGCAGAAAACUUAAAAAACCAACAUUACCUUCAAAUAGAGAAAAGCAAAUAAGUGUCUGUGGUACAUUUUCCAUCUAAUAAAGUGCUUCCAGCCACCUCUGUAAAGAGCAUCGUGCCCAGCAGUCGUGUAGUAAAGUCACUGUGAAGUACAUGCAGUAUUGUCCUUAUUCUGCAUUAACAGCUGCUGUUGUGAUUGAAAUGAUUAAUUAGCUCAUUUCUUUUACUGUACAACGUAUCAGCUAUAGUAGUAACGGUUACCUCCGAGCACUUCCUAUGUUUAUCGUACUUUGUAUACCACUUAUUUUGUAGCACACAGCACCAGCAUAGCACAGAUUAAAUGCUGAUACUAAAAAUAAUAUAAUAUACAAGAAAAAAAAUUUAUGUAAUUCUGUGUCUUUUUUUUUUUUUCAAAUAAAGUCAAAAC